Fusarium odoratissimum NRRL 54006 is the source of this 2135-nucleotide messenger RNA. Its product is annotated as S-(hydroxymethyl)glutathione dehydrogenase. Bases 1223 to 2005 code for a protein of 260 amino acids. NCBI's taxonomy places the organism in Eukaryota, Fungi, Ascomycota, Sordariomycetes, Hypocreales, Nectriaceae. The record is from RefSeq and is a predicted model, not a curated record. The transcript is spliced from 2 exons. Gene Ontology annotation, molecular function: S-(hydroxymethyl)glutathione dehydrogenase [NAD(P)+] activity; zinc ion binding. Gene Ontology annotation, biological process: formaldehyde catabolic process. Gene Ontology annotation, cellular component: cytosol.
CCGAGCGCUCGGAACCAAGACCGCUUUAACCUUUUGCCAACGAUGAUUUAAGUGAUCACGUCAAGUGGGCACGGCGUCGAACGGAAGGUCUUCCGACCCCGUGAAGCCACGAAGAGCUCUCGCCCUGACUCACUGGUGCGGCCUCUCUCCCUAACCGUCGGCCAGAUCGGUCUCAUCUGCCGAAAGAGUAUUCCGUCUUUGGGGCAGUCUGGUUAUCUCUGCCAAUGCCAUCUCAGCACUUCACACCAGUGGCGCAGUACCUUGGCAUACUCUGCCAACGUCCCCGCACAAUGCUCUCACGUAAAGAGAGUCAAAUUGGGCGUCAUACGCCCAAUGAGCAUUGGUCUCAUGCCCGAAGCCGCGAUUCUUUUCCUAUCUCAGUGUGGAUGUGAAUGUGGAUUGGAGCUCCAAUUGCGGGGUACGUUGUUGCCCACCGGAGUUGCUCGGUGAUCGGGAUCUGAGUGUGCGGACGGUUUUCCUACUGUUUCUACGUACAUAAACAGAUUCCCCUUGAAGAUUCAUCUACCCCUCAAACUGUUUUGUCUGUCUUGUCAUACACUUCUUUCUUUCUCCAUCGACAGUCAAUUUCAUCCUCAUAACACAGAAACAUGUCUACCGUAGGCAAGGUAUGUGACUUUCACAAGCUCUACUACCCCUCAUCAUACCCAGUGCCCCGCCCUGAACGAGAAGCAUCAUAUGAGAAGACGCGUUGCUGAUGCUAUAACUAGACCAUCACCUGUAAGGCCGCCGUCGCCUGGGAGGCCGGUAAGCCUCUCUCCAUUGAGGACAUUGAAGUUGCUCCUCCCAAGGCCAACGAGGUCCGUAUCCAGAUCUACUACACUGGUGUUUGCCACACAGGUAUGCUCUACCCACGUCAUCGAGCUCUCGUAGCUCUUCAGUCGUGUGAAUCAGCUCAGGAUUAGUGUGUUAACAUGAUUUUAGAUGCCUACACCCUCUCCGGUAAGGACCCUGAGGGUGCUUUCCCCAUUGUCCUCGGACACGAGGGUGCUGGUAUCGUUGAGUCCGUUGGUGAGGGCGUCACCAACGUCAAGCCUGGUGACCACGUCGUUGCCCUUUAGUAUGCGUUUUCCACACCUUCAUCAAUCUCGCAAAAGCUAACGUAUUCUCGAACAGCACCCCCGAAUGCAAGGAGUGCAAGUUCUGCAAGUCCGGAAAGACCAACCUCUGCGGCAAGAUCCGAGCCACUCAGGGUAAGGGUCUGAUGCCCGAUGGUACCUCUCGAUUCAAGUGCAAGGGCAAGGAUCUGCUUCACUUCAUGGGCACCUCCACCUUCUCUCAGUACACCGUCGUCGCCGACAUCUCCGUAGUCGCCAUUGAGCACGAUGCUCCUAUGGACCGAACCUGCCUGCUUGGCUGCGGUAUCACCACUGGAUAUGGUGCUGCUACCAUCACAGCCAAUGUUCAGGAGGGUGACAACGUGGCCGUCUUCGGUGCCGGAUGUGUCGGUCUUUCAGUCGUCCAGGGUGCCGCCGCCCGUAAGGCUGGCAAGAUCAUUGUUGUUGAUGUCAACCCCUCCAAGAAGGCAUGGGGUGAGAAAUUCGGUGCUACUCACUUCGUGAACCCCACCGAGCUCGGUGACCAAUCCAUUCAAGACAAGCUCAUUGAGAUGACUGAUGGUGGUUGUGACUACACCUUCGACUGCACUGGCAACGUUGGUGUCAUGCGUGCUGCCCUCGAGGCUUGUCACAAGGGUUGGGGUGAGAGCAUUGUCAUCGGUGUUGCUGCCGCUGGUCAGGAGAUCUCCACUCGACCAUUCCAACUUGUUACCGGCCGAGUGUGGCGAGGAUGUGCAUUCGGUGGUGUCAAGGGCCGCUCUCAGCUGAACGACCUUGUCGCCGACUACAAGAAGGGUGAUCUCAAGGUCGACGAGUUCAUCACCCACCGCAAGACUCUCGGCGAGAUCAACAACGCCUUCGAGACGAUGAAGCAGGGUGACUGUAUCCGUGCCGUUGUCGAUAUGCAAAAGCUUGAGCCUAAGAUUUAAUGACCCAAAAUGUAGUAUAGAUGAAUGAUCUCAAAAUUUUAUGUUAAAUGGCAAACCGUUUCCCUCUGCACCGGGAACUGCUCUUAUUAUGUGACAAAUUUGAGGACCUUGAUAGACAAAUAAUGCCCUG